GUCAACACUCUUUUCUCAUAGUAGAAUAGAACACUCUUAGAGCUUAAUAGAAUAGUUUUAUCAAGUUUACACUUGCGAACAUGUAUACAUUGCAAUCUUACUCUUUUGUGUCUAUUAUAAAGCUUAAUAGAAAACUGCUAUCAUUUUUUUAGUUUAGAACAGUUUUAUGCCAUAAUAGAACAGUUGUAAAGCUUAAUAGAACACUCUUAAUAGGUGUAUGGUUGUGAACAAUCUUUUGUCAUAGUAGAAUAGAACACUCUUUGAGCUUAAUAGAACACUAUUUUCUCGUUACUUUCAGAACGAAAUUAUGUGCUUACUUGUGGUUCAUAAAAUGCAGGUGAAAAAAUGGUUUCCACCAGAGCCAAGUCGGGCAAGAAGGCCACUACAAGUGGUGAAGGCACAUCUGCGCAUUCUGCAGAGAAAAGAAAAGAGAGGCCAUCAAAAGCUAAAAGGGCGGCCAUGGAUCUUAUUGUGGGCAGAUGUUACGCAGUUCAUCUGCACACCACAAUGUGUGUUUCAGAGUUGCCGAAGACCGCGGGUAGAUUUCAAACAGCUGGCCCCGCAUUACGUGAUGUAAUGUCCGAUGAACAGAUGGCACUUCUGAAGACUACUCCAUUCUUUUCUUAUCUCGACUUGCCUCCAAUUAAACAAGAUCUUGUGUUAGUCGAUUACCUCCUCAGUUUUUGGGACGAAGAGAGAAGAGGUAUUAGAAUUGAAGAAACAUUUCUUCCCUUUUGUCUAGAGAAAAUAUCCAUUUUGGUGAGGCUGCCAGCAGAGGGGGAACCAAUAGAAUGGCAAAGCAAGAGUGUAAAGUCGAGCACUCUUGAUAAAUAUUUCGAUGGUGACUAUCGGCAUGCUGAUAGGUCGAAAUUAAGACAUAUUUUGUACAGUAUUGCUUGUCAAAAUGGAGAGGAGAUGGCAGCUGAUUUUGCGCGUAUAUUUAUAUUAUACGUAUUUGCGACAGUCCUUUUUCCGACCAGCCACUACAAUGUGUCGAAGGCGAUAUAUAGAUAUAUAGAUGAUGUGCAUAGAAUAGAUGAAUAUGCCUUGGGCCAUGCUGUAUGUAAUUAUCUUGUCAGUUCGAUCUCCAGAGCAUCCCCGCGUGUGAAGCAUCGGAAUAGCGGCCAAGAAAGACUUGCCGGCUAUAUUGACGGAUAUACAAUAGCAUUUUUAUUAAAGUUGGGCUUAUAAGCAUAUAAAGGGGUUAGGUACUUCCGACGAAGACAAGGCUGUCCUUCGGAUGAGAAAAUGGAAGGGUUCAAAAGCAUAUCGGUGUUACGAGAAGCUUCUAACAAAGCUGCCGAGUUAUACUCCUGCAGAGGUUGUACCCACAUUUACCUACCGCCCUAAUGAUAUGUCUAUAUUGAAGCCCAUGUUACGUGGCAGCCGACCGGAGCAGAUAUUACUGAAUUGAGUUAGUAGAAAAUAUUAUUUGGUUAGAUUUUAUUUGUCAAAUUGUGAUAUUGUCCUUUCGUACAUCUCUCUCGAAGGUGGUACAGGCAGCGGCCCCCGUGGCAACAACUGCUGCCGGUGAAAGUAGCAAUAAUAUGAGCUCCUUAUUGAAUCAAUUGGAGUAAGCUCUUAAUAAACUACAAGAUCGGAAUAAGAUGUUGGAGGGGAAAAAUGCAAUGCUAAAAGAAAAAAAAUGCAAAGCUUGAAGCGCAACUAUCUAGCGCUAGUACAGCCGCUGCUGCAGAAGACGAAGCCGAAGCCGGUGUUGAUCCACCUCAAGGUGGCCAAGGCGCAGUGGUUGAAGAAAGCAGCCAACAGAGAGUGAUGUCCCUGUACCGGAUCAGGAGCCUGGGGUCAUUAUUGAGCGUCGUCGCAAGAACCCCGGAAGAGAUAAAAUUUCCAAAGGGACCCAUAUGGCAAGAUGAUACAAAAGGGUCAGAUUCACCUUCUGUUAGCGGUCAAGUCCUCAUUGAUUACUUAUUUGGAGGCCCGACGUGUGACGAGGUGAUUAAUGUAUAUUUACAUAUAAUUGAUAAGCUCGAUUGCAUGGGUGUACAUAAAUUUAGUCAACCGGGUAUUUUCUUGCGAACUGAAGUUGCGAUGCACGUACUCAAUAAGAUGCAGGGAUAUGGAAAGAAUAAUCUAGUAACAGCUGAUUUUGUGAAGGAUGUCGCAUUUGGAUCCGCAUCUAUACGUCACUUUCUGGAUAAAAUAAAUACACAAACCUGUAACACUUGUAGAUAUGUACUUAUUCCGUUACAUAGUAAUUGGCAUUGGCAUUUGCUAUCGAUUGAUUUGAAGGAACGACGUUUUGAGAGUUGGAACUCUUUGUGGAGCCACAGCGGGGCACAGGACGCGGCACAGCUGCUGGCGAAAUGGUUUACGUCCUAUUUUGAGCACAUCCUCCAAAUCCCUGUCGGCGCUUCUGACGUCAUAUUUCAUAAGGAAUGUCAACAACAGGGUUCCAUCGAAGUUGAUUGUGGCAUGUACACAUGGCUUUUGCUGAAAAAUCGUAACGAAAUCACUCGCCUCCACUUGAGUUGUUACUUUCUCUACGGGAAGAUAAGCUUACCGGAAGGGGAAGCAGCAGCAAUCCGUAACGCCCUGGCGACACGCCCUGACAGCGAAAGGGAAGGAUGA
Ananas comosus (pineapple) is the source of this 2592-nucleotide messenger RNA. RefSeq lists its product as uncharacterized. Lineage: Eukaryota; Viridiplantae; Streptophyta; Magnoliopsida; Poales; Bromeliaceae. The transcript is spliced from 8 exons. Gene Ontology annotation, molecular function: cysteine-type peptidase activity. Gene Ontology annotation, biological process: proteolysis. The coding region runs from base 1777 to 2592 and encodes 271 amino acids. The record is from RefSeq and is a predicted model, not a curated record.